UAUAGUCAACUAAUGCAACAAACGAGUUACCAUGACAACCGAGGUGAGUGUGGGUAAUUGCUAAUUCAUGUAUCCUUGAGGGCACUGUGUACAUCUUCUCGACAUUUUUCAUUAUUUUGACUCGCAAGCGACACAUUGAUAUCGACUAGUUUUUGAGGGUCGGUUCGUGUUCAUUAGUAGUCUUACUGAGAAAGGCACAGGCACCGACUAGUUUUCAUGCCAGUUUGAUCCGAGUAUUACUUCGAUUGAGUGGAACCAACAUUUGGGAAUCUUUGCUGUGUGGCAAGGAGGACAUUCUUGCGUUGUAAACAAUUUAGAGACGUAUGGAAUUGACAUUGGGGGCCAUGUUUAAGCUUUGUAUUCUGCAAUGGUUGCCAAUUUGGGGUUUUCUGGCUGCGUCGAUAUCGGCUGCAAAUAUGAUGCGAUGCCCAGGCCCUGGAUGGCAGCUGUGGAAGGGUUCAUGCUACGUUCUCACCGAUAAGACCAGCACCUGGCAAGAAGGCAAGUCGGCAUGCAGGUCAAUGGGCGGCCGUAUGGCUGCUCCACGGUCUUCAGAAGAGAACGACUUCUUCGUAUCUCUGGCUGGCCCGGGGGGGAAAGUCUGGAUCGCCUGCAAAUUCAACACGGCGGUAGCAGGGGGUCAGUUAGCAUGUGAGGGGGUGGAGGCAGAAUUUACCAAGUGGCACAAUGGGGAACCCAACAACGACUCGGAAGAGUGUGUACUGCUGAAAGCCAUAUCGUCUGGAACCUGGUUCGACUAUUCCUGUCAGAACCCGUACCCAUCUGUCUGCAAGAAGAGAGCUGCAAAGCCUAGCCGCGACCUGGUCUGUUAUGAAGUGGGUGAAAACGGGCGUCUGGUGGGGACAGCAUAGGAUGGCGGUGGCUUUACCUUGUUCCCCUAAACAGAAAGAAGCUACACUCUAACUGUGAGAGCCAGCUGAACAUUCUCUUGAAACAUUACAAUGUAGUUCUUUUCCGGCAGCAAGAGCCAGGACAAGACUAGGUUUUACCUAGUUGUGCCGGACCCGAAAGCCUCGUUUUAAAACAUUAUACAUGAACCCAGUCACUGUGACUCAGUCAGAGUGACCAGCCAGUGAGACAGUCAGCGACUCAGCCAGCCGGAGAAUCAGUCCGUCAGUCAGACAAUCAAAAACACAAAGG
This is a messenger RNA of Patiria miniata (bat star), 1161 nucleotides long. Its product is annotated as C-type lectin domain family 4 member A-like. The record is from RefSeq and is a predicted model, not a curated record. The transcript has a single exon. The coding region runs from base 324 to 872 and encodes 182 amino acids. Lineage: Eukaryota; Metazoa; Echinodermata; Asteroidea; Valvatida; Asterinidae.